GGUUUGGACAAAAAUAGGAUGAGAAAAAAGGGCCCAAAAAAAAAAAAAAAAAAAGGAAGGGGGCGGAAAAAAUAAAUAAAAAUGAAAUGUAACUUUCGCGCUGUUCGAUAGGCAAAACAAACGCAAAGCUAAAGCAGCCUUCCGAAUUUGAACGAACGCGUAGCAAAGGCGGAGUUUCCUUUUUUCCAAUUGAGCGUCGAACAAGCGUUCGUCCCGCGAGGAAGAAACCGCAAAAUCACUCUACAAGCUAUUCCAGUGAGCCACGAACCCCGAAGCAAUGGCUGCCAACAACUCCGAGAAGUUGAUCAUAUAGCGUGUAGAGAAAGCACAGGUAGAGGUAUUGCUUUCAUUUUCCCUUUUUGCCCUAGGCACGUCUUGUUUUAUGCGAACUUAUCUAUUUUCCGUUUGGUUUCCGAGAAAAUAGAAUGUGAAGGGUGAUUCUGAAGAUCUUUUACGUGAUUUUUGUAAUAAUUUUUGUUUUGGUGUUAGCGGAUAUACUCUUCAGCAAGCGAACGGAUCUCUUGAUUUGUUUGUGUGAAUGUAGCUUCCGUCUGCCAUUCAAUUAUUAAUUGCGUGAUUUAUUUGGACGGCUUAAAUAGGAUUUUGGUGCCAUUUUCGGAAUUGGCCGGUCUGAGAGGUUGAAAUCUCCGGAAAAUUUGUGAUUUCGCUGCAGGAAUCGAUUAAUCGAAUGGCCGCUGCUGCGGCUUGUAAGCGUGUGGGGCAAUUAGGAAGAAAUUCGGGGAUCCGAGUAUCCGGUUCUGGAGUGUACGGUGCUUCACAGGUGCUGUUUCCAGCUUUUCGUUAUCCGCAUUUGGAUUGUAGACAGGUUUCUCAGCUCGUGAGAUCAAACGGAAAGCGGCUUUUUCUUGUUGACACUUUAGCGUUGGUAAGGAGAUUAGAGGGACAAGGCGUGCCUUCGAAGCAAGCUGAGGCGAUAACAGCUGCCAUAACUGAAGUGCUAAAUGACAGCUUAGAAAAUGUGUCUCAGUCAUUUGUUUCCAAGGCAGAGAUGCAGAAAAUUGAAAUGACUCAAGAAUCCAAUUUGUCCAAAUUCAAAUCUGAAGUUCAAAACUCACAGGGACACCAUUUUUCUUUGUUGCAACAUGAGACUGAAAAACUGCGGAAUGAUAUAGAGAAGAUGCGAAAUGAAUUAAGGUUUGAAAUUGAUAAAGUAACUGCGGGGCAGAGGUUGGAUUUGAAUCUUGAAAGGGGGAGGAUCAGGGAAGAGCUAUCAAAUCAAAAUGCUGAAACCACUAACCUGACUAACAAACUUGACCGGGAAAUUCAUGCUUUAAGGGCCCAUUUAGAAGCAGCAAAAUAUGAUGUUAUAAAAUACUGCAUAGGUACACUUGUUUCUAUCUCUGCUGUUGGGCUUGCUGUGGUCCGUAUUUUGAUGUAACAUGUAUAAUCGAUGGGUGAUGAAAGCCGAUAGAGGGAGGAUUUCAUUCUUUUGAUUUGUAUCUUUAAAAACAUUAAAAACUGGAAAAAUGUAAGAAAUAUUUGUAGUGGGGUUGGAGGAAGCACUCAUUAAUCAUUACCGUCCUUUGUAAUGGGAUUGAAGGAUGCACUCUAUAAACCAUUACUCUCCUCCGUGUUCCGUUCCAAAUUUUAGCAUUUAUUAGUGGAUUUUCAGUUUUAGACGGGGUAGCUCUAGAGGCAUAUCCUUGGUUGCUCUCACCUUGCUGUAGAACACGAAAUUCAAAAUCUAGAGUUUUUGAAAGUUUAUAUCCUUAUAAAGAAAAUAAUUUGGUAUUAUUCUCA
Ziziphus jujuba (common jujube) is the source of this 1761-nucleotide messenger RNA. Its product is annotated as protein FMP32, mitochondrial. The transcript is spliced from 8 exons. Gene Ontology annotation, cellular component: mitochondrion. The record is from RefSeq and is a predicted model, not a curated record. Bases 689 to 1399 code for a protein of 236 amino acids. NCBI's taxonomy places the organism in Eukaryota, Viridiplantae, Streptophyta, Magnoliopsida, Rosales, Rhamnaceae.